AACUAGAUCUUUGUUCCGCUUCACUUCCUGUAUCUGGUUCGCGUCACGCUGCAAAGGAAAACUUGCUGAUCACGUCUCAGUUUAUAAAAACAUUUUAUUCCAGCACAUUUGUUAUUUUUGCUCGCGGUUUGAAUCCACGAUGUACGGCCACGGGCACAGCUGCGGGUCCGAGGGGGAGCACGAACCCGCGGAAAGGGGCCUGGAGUUCGGACUGUACAGCCGCAUCGACCUGGAGAAGCUGCAGUGUCUGAACGAGAGCAGGGACGGAGACGGAAAGCUGGUUUUCAAACCGUGGGACCAGCGGAACCAGCGAGACAAGUACGUUGAGAGUGACACAGAUGAAGAGCUGCUGUUCAACAUCCCUUUCACCGGCAGCGUGAAGCUGAAAGGAAUCAUCAUCUCUGGAGAAAACGACGACUCUCAUCCGGCUGAGAUUCGGCUAUACAAAAACAUCCCUCAGAUGUCGUUUGACGACACCGGCAGAGAACCUGAACAAGCCUUCAGACUCAACCGAGACCCUCAGGCUGAGCUGGAGUACCCAACAAAGAUCGCUCGUUUCUCCAACGUUCAUCACCUGUCCAUCCACAUCUCGAAGAACUUCGGAGCAGAGAACACCCGGGUGUACUACAUCGGUCUCAGAGGAGAAUACUCACAGGCUCACCGACAUGAAGUGACCAUCUGUAACUACGAGGCAACGGCAAACCCUGCAGACCACAAAGUCGACAACAUCGUCCCAAAAACCAACUUCAUUUCCUGAGAGGAGGAGGAGGAGGAGGUUUCAGAGGCGUUCGCUGGCUGUCAGAACGAUGAGUCCGGUGCUGUGUUCAGGAGCUGAGUCCAGCUCAAACUGAGGGAGAGCUCAGCUCUUGAAGACCAGCGAGCUUCACUUGUUUCCAAGAGCACCGCUGCCUCUGUUUCCGUGGCAACACUUGAUGUGAUUUAACAGUAAAAACACAAAAGGUUUGAUGCACGGAAGAUGUUUGACGCUUUUGAAUAAAAACACUGAUUGCUGAGAGGAUAAUGAA
Nematolebias whitei (Rio pearlfish) is the source of this 1025-nucleotide messenger RNA. RefSeq names its product PITH (C-terminal proteasome-interacting domain of thioredoxin-like) domain containing 1 (gene pithd1). Gene Ontology annotation, cellular component: nucleus. The record is from RefSeq and is a predicted model, not a curated record. NCBI's taxonomy places the organism in Eukaryota, Metazoa, Chordata, Actinopteri, Cyprinodontiformes, Rivulidae. The coding region runs from base 140 to 757 and encodes 205 amino acids. The transcript has 6 exons.